Manihot esculenta (cassava) is the source of this 1613-nucleotide messenger RNA. Its product is annotated as 26S proteasome regulatory subunit S10B homolog B. The record is from RefSeq and is a predicted model, not a curated record. Gene Ontology annotation, cellular component: cytosolic proteasome complex; proteasome regulatory particle, base subcomplex. Gene Ontology annotation, molecular function: ATP binding; proteasome-activating activity; ATP hydrolysis activity. The transcript has 10 exons. The coding region runs from base 106 to 1305 and encodes 399 amino acids. Lineage: Eukaryota; Viridiplantae; Streptophyta; Magnoliopsida; Malpighiales; Euphorbiaceae. Gene Ontology annotation, biological process: positive regulation of RNA polymerase II transcription preinitiation complex assembly.
ACAACUUUAAUAUCCCGGUGACCCAACUCACAAGUCAGUAGGUUUCAUUAGGGGUUGGAAUUGGUGAGGAAAAUAGGAAAGGAUAAUCAAAGGCAGAUUUGAACGAUGAGCAGCGACGGAGAAGAUGCAGCACGGCGUCGUAAUGCGGUGGCGGAUUAUCGAAAGAAGUUACUGCAGCACAAGGAGUUGGAAUCCAGAGUACGAGCUGUGAGGGACAAUUUGAGAUCUGCUAAGAAAGAAUUCAACAAGACAGAGGAUGAUUUGAAGUCUCUUCAAAGUGUUGGGCAGAUCAUUGGAGAAGUUCUCCGACCUCUUGACAAUGAGCGCUUGAUUGUCAAAGCAAGCAGCGGUCCUCGAUAUGUGGUUGGCUGCCGCAGUAAGGUUGAUAAAGAAAAACUGACUGCAGGAACUAGAGUGGUUCUUGAUAUGACAACACUCACGAUCAUGCGGUCUCUUCCACGUGAAGUAGAUCCAGUUGUUUAUAACAUGCUGCAUGAAGAUCCUGGUAAUGUGAGCUACUCAGCUGUGGGCGGUUUAUCUGAUCAAAUCAGAGAAUUGAGGGAAUCCAUUGAGCUACCUCUCAUGAACCCUGAGCUUUUCAUUAGAGUGGGGAUUAAACCUCCCAAGGGUGUGCUUCUUUAUGGACCUCCUGGUACUGGAAAGACCUUACUUGCUAGAGCUAUUGCAAGUAACAUAGAUGCCAACUUUUUGAAGGUUGUUUCAAGUGCCAUUAUUGACAAAUACAUUGGAGAAAGUGCUAGGUUGAUACGAGAAAUGUUUGGAUAUGCACGAGAUCACCAACCCUGCAUCAUUUUCAUGGAUGAGAUUGAUGCCAUUGGUGGACGUCGUUUCAGUGAAGGAACCAGUGCUGAUCGUGAAAUUCAAAGAACACUGAUGGAGUUACUUAAUCAGCUUGAUGGAUUUGAUCAGCUUGGGAAGGUCAAAAUGAUAAUGGCAACAAACAGACCUGAUGUUCUCGAUCCUGCUCUUCUUCGUCCAGGGAGGUUAGACAGAAAGAUAGAGAUUCCAUUGCCAAAUGAACAGUCAAGGAUGGAAAUUCUUAAAAUUCAUGCUGCUGGCAUUGCCAAGCAUGGAGAGAUUGACUAUGAGGCUGUUGUGAAACUUGCAGAGGGUUUUAAUGGAGCUGAUCUCCGCAAUGUUUGCACCGAAGCAGGAAUGUCAGCAAUUCGAGCAGAACGUGAUUACGUCAUCCAUGAAGAUUUUAUGAAGGCUGUCAGGAAGCUUAAUGAGGCAAAGAAACUUGAAUCAAGUGCACAUUAUAAUGCUGAUUUUGGGAAGGACUAGAAGCCGUUUCAUUUGUGGCCAUGGAGUUGGAGGCAGUGCAUUUAUUUCUAAUGCAUACGGUGCAUUGUUUUUUAGCGACACUAUCACAGUUUACAGAUUUCCAAGUCAUGGAUUUUCACUCUUGAAACUUUCAAGUAUUGUACUGCAUCAAUCUUUUGAACAUGUUGAAAUUGAAUUCCGGUUGUUUCCGAAUGACAUAUUUGUAGUUAUUCAUAGAAUUCUACAUGGCUUUUCCAAUUCCCAUGCCUAUAUCCUUGUACUUCGGCAGUUGAUUUGAAGCAUGGCAGUGAUUUGGAACUGCCGCCAUC